Desarmillaria tabescens is the source of this 1285-nucleotide messenger RNA. Its product is annotated as AhpC-TSA-domain-containing protein. The transcript has 5 exons. Bases 114 to 800 code for a protein of 228 amino acids. Gene Ontology annotation, molecular function: thioredoxin peroxidase activity. Lineage: Eukaryota; Fungi; Basidiomycota; Agaricomycetes; Agaricales; Physalacriaceae. Gene Ontology annotation, biological process: cellular response to oxidative stress; cell redox homeostasis. The record is from RefSeq and is a predicted model, not a curated record. Gene Ontology annotation, cellular component: cytoplasm.
CUGUGCGAGAAACCUUGAACACGCCGGCAUGCCGAGACGCGUACACGCGACGCGGUGUUUGAAUAUAUUUGGCGAACCUUCCAACACGUCUCAAACCCGUACCACCACUAUCGAUGGCCCGCAAAGCUGUUGCAGAAACGACGACCGCCGAACCACGGCGCUCAACGCGGAUAUCAUCCCAGCCUGCGCCCAAAGCGAAGAGAAAAGCCGACAGCGAGGGCGGUAGGCCCAAGAAGAAGACGAAAAAGGUGGCGGAAGACACGGACGAAUUACAAGAAAAAGUCGAGCAGCUCCAAAUAGGUUCCUUGCUCACUGGACUGUCGAUAACACUUCCGAACCAAAACGGCGAGGACGUUGAGAUUGGGACGAUUGCCAAGGAGCGGGGCGUGGUGCUCUUCUUGGUGCCCAGGGCUGAUACUCCCGGCUGCACGCAACAAGCUUGCGCUUAUCGAGAUGCGUACGACAAGUUCACUGAGGCGGGAUACGACGUGUAUUGUCUGAGUGCCGACGAGCCAGGGAAGCAGGGUAAAUGGAAGGAUAAGAAAUCUCUGCCCUAUAACCUUCUUUCCGAUCCCAAACGUGUGUUCAUUUCUGCGCUCGGCGCCGGUACCACCAAAACUUCACGAAGUCACUUUGUGUUCGCUAAGGGUGGUGUUAUGAUCGACAAGCGUAUGCCUGUCAAGCCUGCGGAAAGUUUCAAACUGGCCUUGGGCGCUAUCCAGAAAGAGUCUGAGAAGGUCGACGAGAGCGACGAGAAGGAGGAGGAAGAUAAAAAGGACGAAGGAGAGGAUGGGGCAUAGUUUCAGGUAUUAUUUUGGUGUAUCUAUUUCUUGAUUUUCUGUGUUGUGCUUUCGAAUCGGAUUUGUGUAGGUCCUAUACUGGGAGAUCUGUGAGCAUCGAGACGGGCAACGAAAGCCACGGCGGUGAUGUUGACAGCCGCAGUGAUAACUGCGCGUCUUUUCACGCUUUGGUCCAUUGAAGGUCCUCAGAGUCAGGCAAACUCUCGGUCGUCACCGUGUUUUAUGAAGUUGGGAGCCAUGAAGCAGACGGAAAAGAACGGCAAGAGUAGUGCCUUCUGAUACUUGUUGGGUUCUGAGGCAGGAGAUCGGAUGUUACCGUCGGUAGUCUUCAGGCCAGGCCAGACCCUAGUCCUCGAGGCGUGUCAUGCAUAGAUGCCUUCAAACAUCCGUAUCGAUUACCGGCGGCUUAGCAUGUAAAGAAAACGGAAAGACGAUAUAUAGAUGGUUAUGUAGAAUCCAUUUAUCAGAUCCAUAUAUCCCACCCA